AUGCCGGGAACUCUCGGCGACCUGCUCACGCACACGGAGCGCCUGGCGACCGGCCCGCUGGACACCAGGUCCAGGAGCUUGGACAGCCUGGACGAUGCUCACCGCUGGCCGGAGAGGUCGUGCUGCAGCCGGCCGUGUGGCGCAUACGAGGCCGUGGAGACGGACGGCAGCCGCCGGGACGCCGGAACCUGGGAAGCGUGGCGUCCGAGUAUAAAACAGGGCGUGUCCCCGGACGAUGGACGGUUUGGCACCAGACGGACCAGCCUGCCCGCGGCUCUGCUGCUGAGCCUCCCGUGCAGGCGUGACCGGGUGAAUCCGAGGUGCCCCCGUUGCCACCAGAGCGUCCACCGCAGCCUGGAGAGGCACGGCAGGACGCCCCGCCAGACGCCCUCGGCCCCGCAGCACAGCGAUAGCGACGGCACGGGGUCCGACGGCGAGUUCACACACAGCAGGAAGGAGCGGUCCACGGUGCUGGUCCGGAGAUACCGAAAAAACAACCGCAAGGUCAUGAAGAAGGUGUGCACCGGGACCAGGGCCAUCGUCAGGACCGGUCACGUGUCGGUCACGGCGUGGCGGGCGGUCCGCGACAGGAAGCGGCGCCUGAGCGAAGGACUCUGGGAUUACAGCAGGGGGCGCCAGGCCCUCCAGCUCCGGGACUCCAGGGCGCUCCUCGUCCCUCCGGGGGUCAGACGAAUCCAGGAUCUUCCUCCUGUUGUAACCCUUCAAAUCCACCUGCUGCAUCCGGCUCAGAAGAUCCUGGCGCGGGCGCUAACACCGGCGCUAACACGGGCGCGGGCACAAUCAUGGGCGCCGACCUGCCAGCCUCACACUGAAUAUCGCAUCUGCUCGUUCAGGACGGGUUUAACCGCCCACCUGAGCGGAGCCGCGCUGGAGGCGACUGCAGCCAUCAGCACCACCAACACAAGUAACGGCAUGUUUAAAGAACGUCCGCUGUGUGGCUCCACGGUGGGCCCCUGCCCGCUCUCCUCGGGCGUGACGGGCAUCAGUAAGGAGCUGGCUGACCUGAGGCAGCUGAUCCAGUUCCCGGAGGAGAUCGCCAGCAUCCUGACGGAGCAGGAACAGCAGCUGUACCGCCGCGUGCUCCCGCUCGACUACCUGUGCUUCCUCACCAGGGACCUGACCGGGCCCGAGUGCCACAGGAGCCACCCGCACCUCAAAGCCUCGCUGUCGGCCCCGGUCAUGCCCACCCAGAGCGCCCAGCACAACGUGGUGGAGGACCUGGUGUCGCGCUUCAACGAGGUCAGUUUCUGGGUAACUUGGCUCAUCUUGACCGCCAGCUCAAUGGAGGAGAAAAGAGAAGUCUUCUCGCACCUCGUCCACGUGGCCAAAUGCUGUUGGAACAUGGGAAACUACAACGCAGUGAUGGAGUUCUUAGCUGGUCUCAGAUCUCAAAAGGUGCUGAAAAUGUGGCAGUUCAUGGACCAGGCAGACAUCGAGACCAUGCGAGGCCUGAAGGACGCCAUGGCCCAGCACGAGUCCUCGUCCGAGUAUAAGAAGGUGGUAAACCGCGCCCUGAACAUACCCGGCUGUAAGGUGGUGCCCUUCUGCGGCGUCUUCCUCAAGGAGCUUAGCGAGACUCUUGAUGGGGCUGCGAGCCUGAUUGGACUUCGUCCUGCUUUUGAUUCUCAAGAGGAUUCGAUCGAGUUCGUGUCCGAUUACAACGGCCAGCAGCACUUCCUGCACAGGGUGGGAAGCGACGGACUGCACAACUCGGAGAAGGAAGCUACCGUUAGCAACAUCCUGCAGACCAUCCGCAGCUGUAACCGCAGCCUGGAGGCCGACGAGCCGGAGGAACCCUUCCGAGAGAAGAGCAGGAACCAAUUUCUGGUUGGCGACCUUUCCGAUUCAGAAGGGGACCUGAGCGACGCGCCGCAGGAGCUGGACCUACAAAACCCAGAGGAACCAGAGGGCGCCUUCAGCCACGGCACAGAGCUGGUGCCUUGGUAUGCCCUCUCCAUUCCCGCCGACGUGCACCGCUUCCUGCUGCAGGGAGCCACGGUCAUUCACUACGAGCAGGAGAGCCACUUCACGGCUCGAUGCCUGCUCCGCCUGCAGCCCGACAACUGCACCCUGACGUGGGGCAGGCCCCCGAGCGGCCGGAACAGGUGCGCUGUGCCAGAGUCGCUACCGCAGGGCCUUGCGGGUGCUUGCGGUCUUACCGAGGGCAUCUUGGACCUGAGUGCUGUCAAGGCUGUGUUUAUGGGACACUCAGGAAUCGACAUAAACGUGGUGCGUCUGCAGAACAAGCUGUGCGGCCUGAGUGCCGAGGAGAACGGGGUUACACUGCUGUACGGUCUGCACACCACCGACAACAGGCUGCUGCACUUCGUGGCUCCGCGGCACACGGCGUCUGUGCUGUACGAGGGUCUGCAGGAGCUGAUCCGAGCCAUCAGGAUGAUGAAGAGGUUCCCUGACCAGAGGCUGCAGUGGCUGCGCAGGCAGUACGUCAGUCUUUACCAGGAGGACGGAAGAUUUGAAGGACCGACGUUGGCACAGGCCAUCGAGCUGUUCGGAGGCCGGCGCUGGAACACGGGCAGCUCGGUCAGCAGAAACACGGAGAAGAGCGCCAAUCAGAGGAACAGCCCGCUGGGCAUCAGCUCCAAUGCCAAGAAGAAGAAGAAAGCCCUGGUCAGGGGAGACAGUGGAGAUGGAACUGAUGAUGAGAUGAUCUCACGCAAGACCAAAAGCUGUAAAGAGGUCGUGAACAGAAGGUCCUCGGAUCCCCUGGAGGCAGUGGAGCAUGAGGAGAACGAAGACUCCAGCCCCUUUGGCACUCCUGGAUCUUCAUCCUCACCCAGCACCAAAACCCAGUCCCCUGGAACCUCUUCCUUCUUCUCCACUGCAAACAGCACAAACCCCACCCGGCCCCACUCCUCCCCCAAUCUACCCUGCAGUGCCAAAGGCCAGCCCGGCACGUGGAGUAGCAGGAGCUGGCACGGGCGGGGGAAAGGCUGCUUCCGUGGCUUCCAGAACCUCAUGAUCUCCGACAGCAUCAUGAGCUUUGUCGAGUUCGUGGAGCUCUUCAAGUCAUUCAGUAUCCGGAGUCGGAAGGACCUGAAGGAGCUGUUUGACAUGUAUGCUGUGCCCUGCAGUCGAUCCGGCCCAGACUCGGUGCCUCUGUACACUACGCUGAGAAUUGAUGACAAAAUAACAGGACUUCAGCCGGACCUAGACCUGCUGACCCGCAAUGGCUCUGACCUCGGCCUGUUCAUUCGCACUCGCCAGCAAAUGUCGGAAAACCAGAAGCAGAUUUCAGAUGCCAUCGCCGCUGCUAGCAUCGUGACCAACGGCACAGGCGUGGAGCACUCCUCCCUGGGCGUGCUGGGCCUCGCCAUCCCACAGCUGAACGACUUCCUGGUAAACUGCCAGCGUGAGCACCUGACCUACGACGAGAUCUUGAGCAUCAUUCAGAAAUUCGAGCCUUCGUCGAGUAUGCGUCAGAUGGGCUGGAUGUCCUUUGAAGGCUUUGCCAGGUUCCUGAUGGACAAAGACAACUUCGCCUCUAAAAACGAGGAGUCUCAAGUGAACAUGGACGAGCUGCAGUACCCGCUGUCCUACUACUACAUGGAAUCAUCACACAACACGUACCUCACCGGCCACCAGCUGAAAGGAGAAUCAUCAGUGGAACUUUACAGUCAGGUGCUGUUGCAGGGAUGUAGGAGCGUAGAGUUGGACUGCUGGGACGGGGACGACGGCAUGCCUGUCAUUUACCACGGGCACACGCUUACCACCAAAAUCCCUUUCAAGGAUGUGGUGGAGGCCAUCAACCGUGCUGCCUUCGUAAACGCUGAGAUGCCAGUGAUUUUGUCCAUUGAGAACCACUGCUCUUUGCCUCAGCAGCGCAAGAUGGCCGACAUAUUCAAGGCGGUGUUUGGAGACAAGCUGGUGACCAAGUUCCUCUUUGAAAGUGAUUUCUCGGAUGACCCGUGGCUUCCUUCUCCUUGGCAGCUCAGGGGCAAGAUUCUUCUCAAGAACAAGAAGCUUAAGGCUCAUCAGGCCCCUGUAGACAUUUUAAAGCAGAAGGCACUUCAGCUAGCACACAUGCAAGCACAAGCUAACAACGGUGGACUUGCUUCCAGCUCUCCAGGCAACAAUGAAGAAGAAGAGGAAGAGGAUGACGAGUACGACUAUGACUACGAGUCUCUGUCUGAUGCUGACGUCCUCAAUGCUUCCACUGCCUCUUAUAGCCAGGAAGAUAACAUCCUGGAGGAUAAACCCGAGGGAAAGUCGUCGAGCGAGAAGCUUCAGUACGAGUCCAACGACGAGAUGCCGAAAAGGUUUAAGAAGUCUGGGAGUAAAGUGAAGAUGUUUGACAUGGAGCUCGGCGAGGAGUUUUAUCUGCCGCAGAAUGAGAAGGAGAGCAGGCAGAUCGCUCAGGAACUUUCCGACCUCGUCAUUUACUGCCAGGCUAUCAAAUUCCCAGGUUUCUCCACCCCUUCCUCAUCAGGCUCUAAUAAAGGCAAGGAGCGUAAGAGUCGGAAGUCCAUCUUUGGCAACGCGCCAGUCCGUGGGAGCCCCGGCGAGCCGGUGACGCUGGUGCGAGGUUCGGGGAAAGCUGGUGUGGAUGGCACCCGGGCAAGCUGGGAGGAGCAGACGGUGCCAGCAGCGAGCGCGGCGCCCUCACUGAGUGCCAUUAUUCGUACGCCCAAGUGCUACCACAUCUCUUCUGUGAAUGAGAACGCUGCUAAGCGCCUGUGCCGGCGAUACUCCACCAAACUGAUCGGGCACACGGAGCGCCAGCUGCUACGCACCUACCCCGCCGCUACACGCAUCGACUCGACCAACCCAAACCCUCUAAGCUUCUGGCUGCACGGCAUCCAACUGGUCGCCCUCAACUACCAGACCGAUGACCUGCCCAUGCAGUUAAACUCGGCCUUGUUUGAGGCGAACGGUCACUGUGGCUUCGUUCUGAAACCCCCGGUGUUGUGGGAUCGUUCCUGCCCCCUGUACCAGCAGUUCAGUCCACUGGAGCGAGACCUGGAACACAUGAGUCCUGCUCACUACUCCCUCACCGUGGUAUCUGGGCAGAACGUGUGCCCGGCCAAUAGCAGCGGCAGCCCGUGUGUGGAGCUGGAGGUGCUGGGACUGCCAGUCGAUGCCUGCCACUUUCGUAGCAAGCCCAUUCAUCGUAACACGCUCAACCCCAUGUGGAACGAGAGCUUCACCUUCCAGGUUCACUUCGAGGACCUGACCUUCGUGCGCCUGGCUGUGGUGGAGAACAACAGCUCGCAGGUCACGGCCCAGAGGAUCCUGCCCCUGAAGGCCCUCAAACCCGGCUACAGACACCUUCAGCUACGCAACCAGCACAACGAGCCCCUGGAGGUCUCCAGCCUCUUCCUGUUUAGCCGCCGAACAGAGGAGACCCCUGAUGGAGGAGCACGGCUCGCCUCUGUGUUGUUCAGCACGGAGGAGAAACGAGCAGCCCGGCAGCACAAGGUGACGGUGCACGGAGCUCCAGGACCUGAACCUUUCACUGUGGUCAGCGUGAGAGAACACACCUCUGCAAAACAGCUCCUCAGUGUGCUGGUUCCUGACGCCUCCCCUGACUACAUCCUGGUUGAGGAGAAGAUACCGUGCUCAAAGGAGAAGAACGAUGCUAAGAAAGUCUCUCAGCAGCGCCCCCUGCUGUCUGACGAGAGGGUGCUCAGAACAGUGAGCGGCUGGCAUCCUGAGCAGGGCUACGUGGGCCGAAUACUUCUCAAAACCAAAGAAGAGAAUUUGAACGAGAAGAACGCAGAGAUGGAAAGACCAGAGGAGGAGAACACUGCUGUAGGAGAAGACAGUGUGUUCUUCGUGCAGGUCCAUGAUGUUUCUCCAGAACAACCUCGUACGGUCAUUAAAGCUCCACGCUACAGCACCGCACAGGACGUCAUCCAGCAGGCUCUAAGCAAAGCAAAAUACUCACUCAGCAUCCUGAGCAACCCCCACCCCACCGACUACGUCCUGGUGGAGGAGGUGGGCCGCGAGGCUCCCGGCAAGAAGUCGUCCUCGACCAAACCCACUCAGCGUGUCCUGCUGGACCAUGAGUGUGUGUUCCAGGCCCAGAGCCGGUGGAAGGGUCCCGGAAAGUUCAUCCUCAAACUGAAGGAGCAGAUGGGUCGCGAGGACAAGCGCAAGUGCGUGUCGUUCGCCAGCGAGCUGCGGAAGCUGACGGGCCGCAGUCGCAGCGUGACGAUGAACGGGCCCGGCUCGAGCGAGACGGCUCACAGUAAGGAGGAGCGCAGCGUUGUGCCUCUGCCCGACGUUUUGGACUGAACCGCACGCUCACCGACCUGUGUGUGUGUGUGUGUUUGUGUGUGCAGUGCAUGGAGUCUCGGCCAGGUUCUCUCUUGUCGUCGGGACUGAAGGCGUUGGCGGCCGAGGGCUGGCUGGGGCCCCUGACCCCUCGGACCCCCUCCACAUGGCCCCUCUCCCUGCUGUGGAACUGGAAGCUGCACAAGUGAGUCUGAAUUCCGGAGCGUCCCGACCUCCCACCAAGCCUCGCACAUGGGCCUCGACGGCACGACCUCGUGCAUCAUGGGAGAUGUAGCAUUAGCCGGUUAGCGCCGGUAGCUGAAGGACACAGAGGGUCACAUGGGUCGCCGGAGCUGCCUCGUGCUCACGAGUCCUUUCAGCUUGUGAAAGUCGAGCUGCCGUUCUGCACUGUUACGUGUUUGCACAUUCGGUCGCCGCAGACUCUGGUACUGUCGGAUUUAAACGACAUUUGUAUUUAUUUUGUAUUUAUAGUCUUUUCUAAAGCGUAGCGUCCUUCACCUGGCUGUCGUGAAGACUUCAGUCCACAACGCGCCGUGAUUUAUUUAUGAAGGUCGCUGCAGCGUUACAGAAUUUCUUCAUAUUUAUCUUUUUAAUUCCUGUGUUUUUAAUGAACGACCACAGAACCUUUAAAACUUGAGGCAUUUUAAACAAAGGGAUCCAGUUUCGCUCUGAAAGUUGGUUCAGGAACUCAUUUUGUUUACGUGUUUAUAAUGAAGAGAAUUUAUUUUAUAUUGACGUGUUAUUAAUUGCUUUGCAGUCACAUUCUAAACCUGCAUUCCCAUCGUUUACCAUCAAAAUUCUAUCGAACCACCGAGAGGUGACCAAUUAAAAACAAACCUGACCUGACAAUCAACACUAGUUUAUUUUAGUAUUUUUACUAUUAACCAAAUCCUAUUAAUUAAUACUAAUUAAUUGGGUUUUUUGUGUGCUGGGUGUUGACAUGAAAACGAAGCACCCAGAACUCAUUUAAGUUGAUAUUUAGCCUGAAAGUGGAGUUAAACAAAUGAAAUUCGACAUGAUAAACAUUCAGGUGGCGUGUAUUAAGUAUUUUAAUAUUAUUUCUCCUGGUCAGGGUCUCAGAAGGCCCAGUUCCAUCGAGAAACAGAAAUACCCUGGACAGGGCGUCAAUCGCUCAUUAUGCACAGCUGAGAUUCGAACCCGGUUAUCAGCACCACCCGAGCGCCUUUUAUAGUAUUAAUUAUAAUUAAAAUAAUAAUAAAUAUUAAUAAAUUAAUAAUAAUAAUAAAUAUUUUAUUUAGCUGCCCUAAACAUAGUAAUUAAUGCACUUCAUCACCUGUACAGGAUCUCCAGUCAUUUCCAUUCGCGCAGACUCAGUUCUUUCUCCCUGUGCUUGCAGCCUCGUGGUGUAAAAGUGCAUCAGUAGCUUUAACUUUCUUUAACUUUCCAGUAAAUAAUUCUAUAAAUUUAAUCGCUUGUAUUUUUGAUUUGCACCGUCGUGUUUUCGUUUAUUUGGGAAAUGUCUGACUCUCGAUCUUUCCUCUGAAAAUGUUGAUUUUAUUAUUUUUAGCAUGUUGCACAAACCUUUCUGAUAAAGCACUGGCACUUCAGGUCCUCUUGACUUUAUUCAGUUAAAUUAAGGAUGCAGUUAAAUGUUCUUUUAUUGUACGUUUAUCUUUCUGACCUCCUCUGCACACGUAGAGACGUGAAGUCGUUUUAUUUGUAAUAUCGUGCUCUUAUUGACUCUUAUUUUCUGUACAGUGGAUCUAUUCUGCUUUUGCUUUUUUCCUCCUAACUCUUCACUUGACUUAACUGUAUUAUUAUUAUUAUUAUUGUUAUUUAUUUAAUAGCCCGGGUCGGCUCUCUGUGUGUUCUCUUGUAUAUAAUUAUAGUUUAUUUACAGUACAGUUUAUCUAUUAAAGUCUGGUGUUUAAUUUAUUUUGGAGGGUGUAAAUAAAUGUAUGUAGCUCAUUCAGUACCGGUGUACAUCGUUUAUACUUUUAUAUUUUAAAAUAAAAGAAUUUAUUGGUUUUGUUUUUAAGCUCUUGAUGAUCUCUGUAUUGUUCUCUGUAAGAACGUCAGUGUUCAGCACUUUUUUCUUCUCGUGUUUAGGGGUUUUGUUGGUCUCUUGUGACCUUGAUGUGACUACUGUGGAGGACGUUUUAUCAAUUUAACAAUAAAAAUAAACCUUGCAGAAGAAAA
Molecule: messenger RNA, 8436 nt
Organism: Trichomycterus rosablanca
Lineage: Eukaryota; Metazoa; Chordata; Actinopteri; Siluriformes; Trichomycteridae
Gene: plce1
Product: phospholipase C, epsilon 1
Exons: 34
Coding region: 1-6276 (2091 amino acids)
Biological process (GO): phosphatidylinositol-mediated signaling; lipid metabolic process; release of sequestered calcium ion into cytosol
Molecular function (GO): guanyl-nucleotide exchange factor activity; phosphatidylinositol-4,5-bisphosphate phospholipase C activity
Source: RefSeq, a predicted model, not a curated record